This is a messenger RNA of Talaromyces proteolyticus, 1830 nucleotides long. RefSeq names its product uridine nucleosidase. The record is from RefSeq and is a predicted model, not a curated record. The coding region runs from base 206 to 1342 and encodes 378 amino acids. Gene Ontology annotation, cellular component: cytosol. NCBI's taxonomy places the organism in Eukaryota, Fungi, Ascomycota, Eurotiomycetes, Eurotiales, Trichocomaceae. The transcript has 3 exons. Gene Ontology annotation, molecular function: purine nucleosidase activity. Gene Ontology annotation, biological process: purine nucleoside catabolic process.
AAAGAACAUAAAGUAAAAGACGAGGGAGAAAAGAAGCUGUUCGGUAAAUCAUAGUAGUAGGUAUUGGGGGUCAGGUGGGAAGCUUGGUAUUCUUACGCACAAUAUUGUGCUCUCGACUAUCAGCUGUGCAUCAACUGUUCUCUACAUUUCCUCUGAACAUCUCAUCCGACUUGGCUUCAGGAACAAAUAACUCCAAUCUCUCAACAUGAUGUCUCCUGCUCCUACUCAAAAGACACCCCUAUGGCUUGAUUGCGACCCGGGCCAUGAUGAUGUAUUUGCCAUUCUCUUUGCCGCUUAUCAUCCUGGCAUUAAUUUAUUGGGCAUUUCAACCGUGUUUGGCAAUGCUCCACUAGAAACCACUACUGUGAAUGCAGCCUCAAUUCUCACAUCCAUAGGCAAACAUAAUGACAUCCCCAUAUAUGCCGGUGCCUCCCAAGCCAUCGCUCGUCCGCCGAUGAAUCCUCCAACUAGUAUUCACGGUAAAACUGGUCUCGACGGAACCGACCUUCUUCCCCAACCUAAGCGCGAUCCUAAGUGGACGGAGAGCGCGACCGCUGCCAUGGCGGCUGCCCUCCUAGCCCAGCCCGCCGAUACUGCGGUUGUUGUGGCCACAGGUCCAUUGACGAAUAUCGCAAUCCUUUUCCGUGACUACCCGCAAUUGGCUGGUCAUGUUAAGUGUUUAAGCCUCAUGGGAGCCGCCUUUGGAGGUGGCUUUACUGAUGUAUCACUUGGUACAGUUGAUGACCCAAAUCGUAUCGGAAACUACACGCGUUGGGCAGAGUUCAAUAUCGUUGCCGACCCGGAAGCUGCCGCCCAGAUUUUCAGUGAUAACAUUAUCGCAGCGAAGACAACAGUUAUUCCGCUAGAUCUAACCCAUCAAGUCCUAGCAACCGAGCGGGUGAGAGACCUUCUCUUGUACGGAAAGAGUGGUCAGAGAAACGGAAAGGCAAAGACCACGUUACGCCAGAUGCUGGUGGAGCUCCUUAUGUACUUUGCGGACACAUAUGCCGAUGUGUUUGGCAUAACGGUUGGUCCUCCACUUCAUGAUCCGAUCGCAGUGGCCGCCGCACUCAUUGGCACCCCAUGGGAAAUUAGUUUUCAUGAUUCAGAUGAUCAGGGGUCCAAACAAUCAGAGAGGUUUUCCGUAACUGUGGAAACUAAAGGCUCAUACAAGGAUGCCGUAGAAGGCAAAACGAUGACUGGAAUGACAAUGCAAAUACCGUUGGAGCCAGGGAGUGACGGUGUCACAAUCCCCCGAAGCUUGGACUUCUCUCAUUUCUGGACCGUGCUAGAGGAUUGUAUUGAAAUGGCGGAUGAAAAAGUGAGACUGGAGUUCGCAUGAGUCCUAGGCCAUACUCUAGCCAACGUGACAACCUUGGCAAGUAGCUAGGUUGCUAUAUCUAAUUCUCUGAGCCACCCUGCGGUACUUGGUAUUUAAAAGUCUUGUAGCUAAUUGGAAGCUAUUUUACCUGUUGACUAACCGUUUGGCGGUGUAGCGAUACGAUAAUUGCAUCUAGAUGCCAUAGGUUGGUAUCUUUAUAUCACCACUCUAGGUACAAAUUCGCCUCCGGUAGCGAUAUAUGGUGGGAGGAACAAGCCGUUUGCUGCUAUAUACGGGGUGAUGUUAGUUAAUCCGCAGGAUUCUGCUGAGCGAAUACCUAAAAUUGCUCCAUAGGCGUGUCCUAUGAUGUAUUUUGGUGAUUUUCCCUAGCCGAAUUGGACGCCGAUUCAUCGAAGUUGUCGAUAUUCGGCAGAAGCUCUUGGGCUAUCAAAUCCAUCAACAAAAUUAUAACUUUUCUGCUGCGAGGCACUUCGAUUGGUUAAUUUCUU